Mus caroli (Ryukyu mouse) is the source of this 3995-nucleotide messenger RNA. RefSeq names its product SRSF protein kinase 2 (gene Srpk2). The record is from RefSeq and is a predicted model, not a curated record. Gene Ontology annotation, biological process: intracellular signal transduction; spliceosomal complex assembly; regulation of mRNA processing. Gene Ontology annotation, cellular component: cytoplasm; nucleus. NCBI's taxonomy places the organism in Eukaryota, Metazoa, Chordata, Mammalia, Rodentia, Muridae. Gene Ontology annotation, molecular function: protein serine/threonine kinase activity; ATP binding.
UCACUCGCUAUGGGGAAAGCCAGCCAGUCCAACAGCUCUAUGGAGAGAUCUAGGCUGUGAGAAGGAGACAUACCUGCCAGAGCCUGUUAGCAUAGGUGGCCUUCUGUUAACAGCCAUGUGAAUGAGCCACCUUAGGAACACGGCUUCUGGCUUCCGUCAAGUCUUCCGAUGACCGCAUUCUCAGCAGCAUCUCAGCUCACCGGCUGAGUUGUCCUUUGUGCACUCCUGGGCCACACAAUCAAUCGACUCCACAGAGAAGAAGAAAACAAAGUAGACUGUUGGCUGAGGUAUAUGCGGUACUUAGACUGUUGCUGAGGUAUAUGCGGUACUUAGUAAUACCUUGUACAAGCAGCAGAGUCCUGGGAGUUGUUUGUACUGUUGCUGCUGAGGAAGAGUUCAUAGAAGACCACUGACACGUGAGAAAUCAAGCAGAAGACUGAGCUGCUGAUGUCAGUUAACUCUGAGAAGUCGUCCUCUUCAGAAAGGCCGGAGCCUCAACAGAAAGCUCCUUUAGUUCCUCCUCCACCACCACCACCACCGCCACCACCACUGCCAGACCCCGUGCCCCCAGAGCCAGAGGAGGAGAUUCUGGGGUCAGAUGAUGAGGAGCAGGAGGACCCCGCAGAUUACUGCAAAGGUGGCUAUCAUCCAGUGAAAAUUGGAGAUCUCUUCAAUGGUCGAUAUCAUGUCAUUAGAAAGCUAGGAUGGGGGCACUUUUCUACUGUAUGGCUGUGCUGGGAUAUGCAAGGGAAAAGAUUUGUUGCAAUGAAAGUUGUAAAAAGUGCCCAGCAUUAUACAGAGACAGCCUUGGAUGAAAUUAAACUGCUCAAAUGCGUUCGAGAAAGUGACCCCAGUGACCCAAACAAAGACAUGGUAGUUCAGCUAAUUGAUGACUUCAAGAUCUCAGGCAUGAAUGGGAUACAUGUCUGCAUGGUCUUUGAAGUACUUGGUCACCAUCUCCUCAAAUGGAUCAUCAAAUCCAACUAUCAAGGCCUCCCAGUACGUUGUGUGAAGAGUAUCAUUCGACAGGUCCUUCAAGGGUUAGAUUAUCUACACAGUAAGUGCAAGAUAAUUCACACUGACAUAAAGCCGGAAAACAUCUUGAUGUGUGUGGAUGACGCUUACGUGAGAAGAAUGGCGGCCGAAGCCACUGAGUGGCAGAAAGCAGGUGCUCCUCCUCCCUCUGGGUCUGCAGUGAGUACGGCUCCACAGCAAAAACCUAUAGGAAAAAUAUCUAAAAACAAAAAGAAAAAGCUGAAAAAGAAACAGAAGAGACAGGCUGAGUUGCUGGAGAAACGCCUACAGGAGAUUGAGGAAUUGGAGCGAGAAGCUGAAAGGAAAAUCCUAGAGGAGAACAUCACCUCUGCAGAAGCUUCCGGGGAGCAGGAUGGAGAGUACCAGCCGGAGGUGACACUGAAAGCAGCCGACUUAGAGGAUACAACUGAGGAAGAGACAGCAAAGGAUAAUGGUGAAGUUGAAGACCAGGAAGAGAAAGAAGACGCAGAGAAGGAAAACGUGGAGAAGGAUGAAGAUGAUGUUGAACAGGAACUUGCAAACAUAGACCCUACCUGGAUGGAGUCCCCGAAAGCCAAUGGCCAUAUUGAGAAUGGCCCGUUUUCACUGGAGCAGCAGCUGGAGGAUGAAGAGGAGGAUGAAGAUGACUGUGCAAAUCCCGAGGAGUAUAACCUCGACGAGCCAAAUGCCGAGAGUGAUUACACUUAUAGCAGCUCCUAUGAACAAUUCAAUGGUGAAUUGCCAAAUGGACAACAUAAGAGUUCAGAGUUUCCCACACCGUUGUUUUCUGGGCCCUUAGAACCUGUGGCCUGUGGCUCUGUGAUUUCAGAGGGAUCGCCACUUACUGAGCAGGAGGAAAGCAGUCCCUCCCAUGACAGAAGCAGGACAGUUUCAGCCUCUAGUACUGGAGAUUUGCCAAAAACAAAAACCCGGGCGGCUGACCUGUUGGUGAACCCUCUGGACCCACGGAAUGCAGAUAAAAUUAGAGUAAAAAUUGCUGACCUGGGAAAUGCUUGUUGGGUGCAUAAACAUUUCACAGAGGAUAUCCAGACACGUCAGUAUAGGUCCAUAGAGGUUUUGAUAGGAGCAGGCUACAGCACACCCGCAGACAUUUGGAGUACAGCAUGCAUGGCCUUUGAGCUCGCCACAGGAGACUAUUUGUUCGAACCGCAUUCUGGGGAAGACUAUUCCAGAGAUGAAGACCACAUAGCCCACAUCAUAGAGCUGCUAGGCAGUAUCCCAAGGCACUUUGCUCUGUCUGGAAAAUAUUCUCGGGAAUUCUUCAAUCGCAGAGAUCACAUAGCAUUGAUCAUUGAACUGCUGGGGAAAGUCCCUCGAAAAUACGCUAUGUUGGGGAAAUAUUCCAAGGAGUUUUUCACCAGAAAAGGAGAACUGCGGCACAUCACCAAGCUGAAGCCCUGGAGCCUCUUUGAUGUACUUGUGGAAAAGUAUGGCUGGCCCCAUGAAGAUGCUGCACAAUUUACCGAUUUCCUGAUCCCAAUGUUAGAGAUGGUUCCAGAAAAACGAGCCUCAGCUGGCGAAUGCCUUCGACAUCCUUGGUUGAAUUCUUAGCAGAUUCUACAAAUAUAGCAUUCUGAGCUAGCAAAUUUCUCCCAGUACAUUGGACCUACACAGUGGCUCUCAUUCUUUAAGAGGAUUACCAGUGAGCUGGCUCCACCCUCAGACCUUUGUUGUGCUUUUGAGGUACUGUUGUUUGACACUUUGCUUCCUGUGCACCACGGUCCUGGGGAAGGCUGGUCUUUGUCUUCAGCUAAGUAGUUUACUGGCCAUUUUCUUCUGGAAACAAUAACAUGUCUCUAAGCAUUGUUUCUUGUGUUGUGUGACAUUCAAAUGUCAUUUUUUUUUUGAACGAAAAAUACUUUCCCCUUUGUGUUUUGGCAGGUUCUGUAACUAUUUAUGAAGACAUAUUUUAGCUGAGUAUUAUAUAAUUUACAAUCUUAAGAAAUUAUCAGUUGGAACCAAGAAAGAGCAAGGAAAUGUACAAUUUUAUCUUCUGGCAAAGGGAAAUCAUUCCUGUAUUAUAAUAGUGUAUGUAACUAUUACUUUGCAUAAAUAGGGGAUGAGGAUUCACAUUCAGAAAAGCUACCCAGUCCUGAGCGCUUUUUGGCCUACAUUGCAUGUUGCAGAUUUCCACUGCUUCAAGAAGUUGCACAAACUUUUCAUUCCAUAACAACCCAAGUGGUUCUGGAUGACGUGCCAUGCCCUCUGUGGCACUUUAAAGAGAGAAAAACUUUAAAAAUUUGACACUAUAAUCUAGCAGUUCCAUUUGUAUUUUGCAUAUUUUUAAGCUAUGUUUAAAGUAUCAGUCAUUUCCACUUAAAAUGUGAUGGCCCAAUCCCCUGUAGCGUCACCUCUCACCAGCACUGUAAGUUAAAUACGUAGAUUAAAUUGGACAAGAGAAAUAUGUUCAGUGUGUGGAAUGAAAAAAAUAUUUUUGGAAAAGCAUGAUCGUGUUUGUUUAAAACACAAGGUGUGGCUUAUACAGUUUGCAAUGCAGUGGACCGAACACUCCUCACAGCUUAAAGGUAACAGCGACCAUGUCCAUGCCGUCCGUAGGCAGCUUCCCUUGCUGUAGCAGCUUCCCUUGCCUUUUCCUUACCUCCCAUGAAUGAGAAGGUCAUUUCCCCUUUGCAGACCGCAUACAGUUUUAGUUUAUGCAUUUCCUUAAAAUUAACUGUAGAAUCCAGGAUACAAACCAUUAGUAGGCAAUACUAUUUUAGAAUGUAACAUAGGAGGUGUAUUUAGCCUCUUUUAGAAGUCAGUGGGUUGAAUGUCUUUUUUUAAAAAAUUUUUAUUCAUUAAGGUGCCUCGUUUUUCUUGACUUUGUCCAUUAACAUUUAUUCAUAUGCCUUUGCAAUAAUUAGAUUGUGAAAAGCUAACAAGUGUUGUAACAAUAAUCCUUUGUUUGGGGUGCUUGCACUUGUCUUAAAAAUUAAAGUGUUUUGGGGUGUUUUUCCAGA